Cryptococcus deneoformans JEC21 is the source of this 3567-nucleotide messenger RNA. Its product is annotated as Rho GTPase activator, putative. The transcript is spliced from 6 exons. Bases 329 to 3319 code for a protein of 996 amino acids. Gene Ontology annotation, biological process: small GTPase-mediated signal transduction. Lineage: Eukaryota; Fungi; Basidiomycota; Tremellomycetes; Tremellales; Cryptococcaceae. The record is from RefSeq and is a predicted model, not a curated record. Gene Ontology annotation, molecular function: GTPase activator activity; small GTPase binding.
UUACUGGCAUCGCAUCUUUAAAGAGUGUUUCGCAUGGUCCGUCUGUAUAGAAUACGGUAGCACAUACAUAUAUCUAACAGGAACGAAUGCCUAUUCAAAGGUCUCCUUUCGUGGAAUAGCAGAUUGAGCAAUUGCAGAAGAAGAAAGGAGCGUGAAGACGCGAAGCGCUCGGGAUAACACCGAGCCGUACUGUGACCUGCAUACAUAUAUAUUCGAAGGAUAUACACCAACGAUCCAAAGCGACUUUCCCGUGCACCACACCCACGCCUGCCGGAUCCCGCACACCCUGUUCUCCUUUCAUACCGAUUUUCUUUAAUCUCGUUAUAUCAUGUCCACGCCUGACCUCACCACUCAUUUCCCCGUCAUUCCCCACGACCCCUCUCACAAAGAACUACCAGAACGCCCUCCCCUCUCAAGACCACUCAGCGAGAUAUCCGCAAACGAACCUCGCUGGCGCUCAAAUCGCUCAAGCGUACAUUCUGGUUCAAAGAAGGACAAGGGAAGUCGCCCAGGGAGCGAAGUGCGCGAAAAGGAGGAUAUGCAACAGACUGGUGGCGUGGCAUCCGGGAAAAGAGUUAGUUCGAGUAUGGCGCUGCCUCAAACGAUCACCGUCAACUUGUCCGAGUACGCAAAGUCUCAACCUUCACCGAGUACUGCGAGUGCGACAGGGUCAGUGGGACGUCCGGCAAGUAUGUCCUCUCUGGGUCCGAUGAUAGCUCCGUCUUCCAGUACGAGUAUAAAACAGGUCCCAGAGUUACCGAAACGACAAGCGUAUGGACGAACAGUGUCUGGUGCGUCGUUGAAAUUGAGCAAAAUUGAGCAACCAGAUGCUGGGGACUGUUCGGAAAAGGGUCAGUCCGCCGUCCUUAUGGCUCAGCGUAGCUCCCUUCGCCCAGCUUCUGUAGCAUCGUACGCAGAAGUAGCCAGAUCGUCACCCGUGCCCGGACCCGAAUCACAACCCCUAUCACCUCCCAGUCUCCUCCCUUCUAAACCUCCUACAAAGUCCAAACCUUCAUGGCUCAAACGUAGUGCUGUCGGUGCCGGUCUCCGUGCCAAAACAAAAAGCCCAAUAUCAAACUACGGCGAUUCUCUAGGCUCAACCAUAAAGCCUUUGCCACCUAUAUUACCACCUCGUAAAAGCAAAAGCAAAAGUCGCAUUACCGAAUCUGCUUCUAUCGCGGAUUUGCGUCCCCAUGGCAAGGAGACUGACCGCGCAGGUAGCAUAGCACCGCCAGACAGGUCAUCGUACGCAUUCGUCGCUUCUUCAGCAGGCAACCCACCUCCUCUUCCUCCGAGAGAUACUACCGGGAACAAUAUCAAGGGUCGUAUUGCCGCGUGGACUGCAGCUGCCCAGUCGAAUAGUGGUUUCUCUAGAUCAGAGUCAACUCAAAGUCUUGCAUCUCAGGCAACGGGCACAUCACAGUACAGACUACCUUCGUCUGCUUCACGGGUAUUCGGACACGCUGGGUCUGCUGUCCAAAAAGGCUGGGCGGGGUUGAGAUCAAAGGGAAUGACAAAUAGUAUGAGUAUCAGUGGGAUGAGCUCUUUGGCAUCGUCUUCAUCUCGAAGAGAACCGUCGCGGAUUUCACCAUUAGGAGGAAGGAGAGAUAGGAGAUCCUCAGAUAAUCAAGAAAUUCAGGGAGGUCCCGUGUUUAGGGGGGAAAUGAUCAAGCGACCAGCAGAAGGAGAUGUAGGCAAGGUUUUCGGAAGAGAGAUUGUGGACGCAGGUAAGGAAUGGGGCGUCGUUGACGCUGGGUUUGAGAUACCUGGACAAAGCGAGUGGGAAAUGAACAGGAGAAAGUGUUUACCUGCUGUUGUCAUCCGGGCAUGUGAUUAUUUGCAUAUCUGGGGCCCAAAGGAGGAAGGAAUCUUUAGGAUCAGCGGACAAAGCAGUCACAUCGCAGCGCUGAAACGGCAAUUUGAUUCGGGGGCAGAUAUCGAUUUGACUGAGUGUCAUCCGCGAGAUCUUGACCCUCAUGCCGUUGCUGGUUUAUUCAAGCCAUACCUGCGAGAAUUGCCGUCACCGCUGUUGACCCAUGCGCUCGCGCCAAAGUUUGAGAAGGCUGUAGGAAGGAAGGAUGAAGCGGCCAAACGAUCAACGGUGGUUGGCAAUGUAGGCGACGAAGAGUUCGAUGGGUUAUUACGCCAGUUACCGCAAGCGCAUUGGUUCUUGCUGGCAGAAAUCAUACACCUCCUCGAUCUCAUCCCCAAGCACGCUGCUACCAACCGAAUGACUCUUAAGGCGCUCACGCUGUCUCUUGGCCCGUCUCUCAACAUCCCCGGCGUUGUCAUCAGCGAGCUAAUCGAGCGCCGUGAAACUCUCUUCAAAGACCCACCGCCUCCAUCUACCAUAGAUACAGCACGCGAUUUGAUCAGUUUCAGCGAUGUCGAUAUCCCACCUAUGGUACCCCCUUCUUCCAAAUCCAGCACAUUCUCAACUAUCGAUAGUCCAUACUCCCACAAGACAGACGAUACUUUUGCAGUACAGGAUGAGUCUACGAAGCGAAAGCCUCCAAAAUUGCCUUCCAGGCCUAGCAUCACGAAACUCUUUACCAGCUCGCACGUUUCGCUUCCACGACAGAAGAGUGUGGACACUUUGGCUAGUAUCCCGGAUAGCGCACCCCCUCGCGUCGAUGUGGCCGUUUCGCCCACGUCUCCCUUACCUGAUUUCGAAGCCAAGUCCAAAGCCCAAUCACCAGGCACUACUCCCACACGCGAGGGAGCUAAAAAACAUGACACCUAUGUGCCUACUUACGUCUCUGUAGCUUCGGCCGCUCCUGCUGUCCCUAUCGCAUCAGCUUCAUCACCUGCGAGUAUGGAGCCUGUCGAAGAGGUGCAUUACCCUGCAGGAACAGUAGAAGAGCGCGCUAGACUGUUCGCCACUCCUACACCUAUCGCAGAUCGCUUCACUAGCAACCAAUCUUCUUUCCCAUCACUGCGCGCGCCAGGGAGCUCAACAGGAUCAUCAGCCACCAUGCGAUCCGUAUCUGCCAGCGUGAUACCCCAAAAGGGGACCUCGCGACCAGGUAGCGCAGGUUCUGCAGCGUCGGUUACGAACCCCGCCAGCGUCAUUCGCCGUGGGCCACCAGUGUUCUUCCAGAGUGCAGGCGUGGAAAGGGACAGGCAUGCGCCCGGCCAUGUGAGAAGUAUGUCUGCGAUCCCGUUCGGGGGGGAGUCGACUAAUGUGACUUCUGGAGGAGCGGGGACGAAGAGGAAGGAUGAAACGAUUAAUGAAGAUGGGGAGGAUGGGCGGGGAAAGAGGCUAUCUGCAGGACCUGGUGUUUUGGAUGGCUUAAUGAGAGGAGAAGCCAUUGCUUGACUUACCCAUACUAGUAAUGAAGAGCGGUAAUGAUAGUGAUGUGUUGUGCAUGGGCCCAGCGAUUGGCUCUUGCUAUAUGGUUUCUUUAAAUUUAUAUUACUUAGUGGAUUCUCGUUCUAGUUUGAUUACCCUUGUCAUGAUGUGGCAUGUUUUCUGAUGUAUUGUACUCCAGCGGAGUGAUAAGUUCAUAACAGCUAUACAGAUUACCUCGCGAGUAGUUUUUUCCCCCCAAUGGUGUAUUAUCAGCA